AUGUCUGGGAGCCACGUCGCCGGAAAUCGCAACAGCACCCCUGAAGUCAAUGCCACUCCUUCUCUAAGACCGCCGUCCUCUCGGGCAGUUGGCUCUGGCAGCUCGCUGCGCGCGUCUGCCGACAUGGCGGCCAUCUCAGGGACCUCGUCGUCCAGCCGCAUCAGGCCGUCGUCCGACUUCUACGGCCAGCCUCAGCAAGGCGGCCUUGGCCCUGCUGGCUUGGAUAUCGAUUCUCAGGACAAGAUCGCCCAGCAGUGGAUUGCGGACAUUGACCAGUAUGAGACGACGCUGGAGGAGAUGGCUGCCGCCACGCUCGACCAAGACUUCAAGGACGAGCUCAGCGCCAUUGAGCAGUGGUUUCGAGUGUUGAGCGAGGCUGAGCGCACGGCCGCUCUGUAUGCGUUGCUGCAACAGACCACUCAGGUCCAGAUUCGCUUCUUCAUCCAAGUCCUCCAGCAGAUGGGCAAGAACCAUCCCAUGUCUGGCGUUUUGUCACCCGCGACUUUUGAUAAAGAUCCGAUGUCUAGUCGACUCAGCGAUGCUAUGAACAAGCUCAAUGUCGACUCUGCUCGAAACUCGUUCGCUCGCAACUCAGCUGUCUCAUCGACUAAGCGACACUCUGGCCUUGACGCUUCUACGAUCAACGCCAUGUUCCCGGAUGCCGCCGCCGCUAUUGCAACCGAAAAGGCGAAAUUCACCCAGCAAACAGGGAACCCACCUUCGUCAAACCGCAACAGCCUAGCCAUCGACCCACGAGCCGCGAUGACAGGACCUAAUAUUGCAGCCGCCCCUCAGGAAUCUAGGGACGCCAAUGCUGCCCCGGCGGCAUCACCGUGGGCUAGCGGCGGAGAUGCAGCGUCAGCUUCUAAAGCAGGCUCGUCCCAAACUCCCAUGGGCCAAUUUGUACAGCCUCCAGCAUCGGCGGGACUACGAUCGCCAAGGCCGCAGCUGACUAGCAAUUCCACUCUUCAAACGACCACCUUGACGGCCCGGGAUAAGACUCCAGCUGAUUUGCCUCUCCUAUCCCCAUAUGCGAAUGGAGGUGGCAGCUGGGCUUCUAUGGUCAACACUCCCAUGGCGCCGACAUUCAACACCGGAAAUUCUGCUGGUCAGGCUGAUAUGAUUGCCAACGCGACUGCAAUGAAGCUGGCCGCUCUUUCUACCGUUAACAAUCGCUUCGCUCUCGAUGACGUUCGCAAAUAUAGAAGGGCUAGAUCUAACGAUGCCCCCGGAAAUGCACACAGCCAAAUGCCGCCAACUCCCUCGCAAAUCAAUAUCCCCAGUGCUAACGUGGUGAUGAUCAACGAACAUGGGCAAGUCAUGACUCGUGACCAACUAAUGGCUCUCCAAGCUCAGCAGGGCCUCAGCUUUGGAGGACAGCGAUCUCGUCCCAGCUCUCCUGGUCUACCUUUGCAGUCUGGGAUGGGACCCAUGUCUCAUUUCACUUCGCCUCAACACAACGGCUUUCUUAGCGCAUACGACGGCUCUGGAUUGAUGUCUGGCGGCAUCCCACCUGUCGGCUUGGGACAGCUAGGAAUCAAUACUCAUGAAGGCUACCUCUCAGACCACUCUGACAUGGUCCGGGGCCGUUCACCGAGAGGAAGACGGGGAAGCUCCAAGCCGCCUGAAGAUCCCACCGACCCUACUCUUCUUCAAGAUAUCCCCAGCUGGCUUCGUAGUCUGCGACUACACAAGUACACGGAUAAUCUGAAGGAUAUGAAGUGGACGGAUCUGGUCGAAUUAGACGACAAGGCCUUGGAAGACCGAGGCGUCAAUGCUCUCGGAGCGCGACGCAAGAUGCUCAAGGUCUUUGAACAAGUCAAAGAAGCCAAAGCAGAAGGCAGACUAGGAUAA
Molecule: messenger RNA, 1854 nt
Organism: Trichoderma asperellum CBS 433.97
Lineage: Eukaryota; Fungi; Ascomycota; Sordariomycetes; Hypocreales; Hypocreaceae
Gene: VTS1
Product: Flap-structured DNA-binding and RNA-binding protein
Biological process (GO): regulation of mRNA stability; nuclear-transcribed mRNA poly(A) tail shortening
Cellular component (GO): P-body
Molecular function (GO): protein binding; mRNA binding
Source: RefSeq, a predicted model, not a curated record